AAAAAAUGAAAAUUGAAAAUAGGUUUAAAGAUAUAAUGAUCUUUAUUAUGUGUAUUUUAUAAGAUGUUGUUAAGCAAAUUUAAGAAAUUAUAAAUUUUCAUAUUAUUAUCUUGAUUCUUAGAAUUUUGGCCAUUUUAUUGUGAUUUAUUUAUUAUAUUUUUUUAUUAUUGUCUAAUAUUUACUAAAAUAGUUGAGAUGUAAUUGAAUGAUUUAAAAUAAAUUAAAAUGUUUAUCACAUCUUUUAAACACUUUAGUCAAUUAUUACCUACUCGCCAAUUUUGUUUUAUAAAACACUAUUGUCAUUGUUCAAAACAAUAUGAUGUGAUCGUUGUUGGUGGUGGGCAUGCUGGAACUGAGGCAUGUUCUGCCGCCGCUAGGAUGGGAGCAUCUACUUUAUUAGUGACUCACAAAAAAUCAUCUAUCGGAGAGAUGUCAUGUAAUCCUUCAUUUGGUGGUAUUGGUAAGGGACAUCUUAUGAGAGAGAUUGAUGCAUUGGAUGGACUUUGUGCAAAAAUUUGUGAUCUCUCGGGCAUUCACUACAAAGUUUUAAAUCGCAGAAAAGGACCAGCUGUAUGGGGUCUAAGAGCUCAGAUUGACAGAAAACUUUAUAAAAUGCAUAUGCAAGCACAGCUUUUUGAAAAUACUCCUAAUCUUGAUAUUAUUGAAGGAUCUGUAGACAACAUUUUACUUGACAGCGAUAAUCAAUGUACAGGAGUGUUAUUAGAAAAUGAAACAUUGAUAAGAACUAAAUGCGUUAUAUUGACUACUGGAACAUUUUUAAAUGGCGAAAUGUACAGUGGAAUGACUGUUAAGGCAGGAGGCAGGAUCAAUUCAAAGCCUUCUAUUGGCUUAGCUAACACUUUAAAAAGUUUAGGAUUUAAUAUAGGAAGAAUGAAGACUGGUACACCACCUCGAAUUGAAAAACAAUCUAUUAAUUUUACUAAUUUAAAUUAUCAGCCAGGAGAUGAUUUACCAACACCGUUUUCGUUUAUGAACAAUUCAGUUUGGCUGAAACCUGAAGAACAAAUAAAAACUUAUUUAACAUAUACUAACAGUAAAGUUCACCAAAUUGUAAUUGAUAAUUUAAGUAUAAAUCGACAUAUUAAGGAAGAAGUAAAGGGUCCUCGAUAUUGUCCAUCACUUGAAUCUAAAUCUCUCAAAUUUCGUGAUAGAAAUCACCAGAUAUGGCUUGAAAUAGAAGGCUUUGAUAGUGAUAUAGUUUAUCCAAAUGGUCUAUCAUGUACGCUGCCUGAAGAUUUGCAAGUAAAAAUGAUAAGAAGUAUAAACGGACUAGAGAAUGCUAAUAUUGUCCAAUAUGGGUACGGAGUUGAGUAUGAUUAUGUGGAUCCGCGUGAGUUGUAUCCUACAUUGGAAACCAAAAAAAUUGGCCGAUUGUUCUUUGCUGGUCAAAUAAAUGGAACAACAGGUUAUGAAGAAGCAGCCGCUCAAGGUAUAUUGGCUGGAAUAAAUGCUGGUGCUAAAUCCCUAAACAGAAAUAGUCUUACAUUAAGUAGAACCGAGGCUUAUAUUGGUGUACUUGUUGAUGAUUUAACCACACAAGGCACAGAUGAACCAUAUCGUAUGUUCACUGGUCGAGCUGAAUUUCGUUUACAUCUAAGGCCUGAUAACGCAGAUAUUAGACUAACACAGAAAGGUUAUAACAUUGGUUGUGUCAGUAAGAAACGUUUUGAUCAAACACUAAGUAUACUUUCCGCUUUAGAAGAAGGAACUAAACUAUUAAAAUCAGUUUCUCAGACUAUGUAUAAGUGGAAGAAAUCAUUGGGCUUAAAAACUUCUAGAAACCCAGAUACCAAAACGGCAUUUGAUAUGUUGGGCCUAUCUACAGAAGGUAUAACAUUACAACAGCUGGAAACAGUACUUCCUGAUAAAUUUAGUGGAAAGUUUGAAGACAAUCGAAUUUGCGAACGUCUAAAAAUUGAAGCUUUAUACCAAGCAUCUAUUUACGAUCAACAAGAAGAUAUUGAGCGUGUAGAACUUGAUCAAUCUCUACUUGUACCUAAGGACAUAGAUUAUACACAUACAUCGCUAAGUAUAUCAAAAGAAGAAAUUGAAAAGUUAUCCUACAUUCGACCACAAACUAUUGGAGCUGCUAGUCGAAUACCCGGUGUUAAAUCCAGCACUGUUUUAAAACUAUUGUAUUAUAUUAAAAGCCAAAAGAUAAAUAUACCAAUAAAUUAAGUAUGCAUA
Rhopalosiphum padi (bird cherry-oat aphid) is the source of this 2208-nucleotide messenger RNA. Its product is annotated as protein MTO1 homolog, mitochondrial. Bases 226 to 2199 code for a protein of 657 amino acids. The record is from RefSeq and is a predicted model, not a curated record. The transcript is spliced from 12 exons. Lineage: Eukaryota; Metazoa; Arthropoda; Insecta; Hemiptera; Aphididae. Gene Ontology annotation, biological process: tRNA wobble uridine modification; tRNA methylation. Gene Ontology annotation, molecular function: flavin adenine dinucleotide binding. Gene Ontology annotation, cellular component: cytosol.